AUGCAUUUUAAAAUUCAAACAGGAUUUGGAUUAGUCGUACAAGAAUGUAGACAAGAAUGUACACAAGAAUGUACAAGAAAUAUACAAGAAUAUACAAGAAUGGAACAAGAUUACGAAGUACCGACAGAGCGACGACUUCGAUCUUAUUAG
This is a messenger RNA of Cetraspora pellucida, 150 nucleotides long. NCBI's taxonomy places the organism in Eukaryota, Fungi, Glomeromycota, Glomeromycetes, Diversisporales, Gigasporaceae. The record is from the annotation of a GenBank genome assembly.